AGUCAAUUGUGGACAGCUGACUCAAAUUUCACUUGUCAUAUGACAUUUGACAGAGAAACGAGAGCAACUGUCAAUCAGCUGAUAGUAUUUUGAAAUUUUUUUGUUACCGAUUUUAAAAAUAAUUUAAAGAUUUUUGAAAUUUACUUCUCCAAAUGUCGGCUGCUAUCAAAUUCGGUUCAGCUCUCAAAGAGCUGCGAAUUCAUCUGUGCCAGAAGGGUGCUGCCAGUAAAGGCGUUAGAGAAUUUAUCGAAAAACAUUACGUUGAACUGAAGAGUAACAACCCUAAAUUCCCAAUUUUAAUCAGAGAAUGUUCUGGUGUUGAACCAAGGCUGUGGGCAAGAUAUGAACAAGGUAAAGAAAAAGCGGUAACACUGAGUAACUUAUCAGCAAGUGACGUCCUUAACAGGAUAUCUACAGCAGCAAAGGAACAUUGAUUUAAGCAGAAUGAAAAAAGACUUGUAGAUAUUAAUUGUAUAACUCAUAUUUCACUGGUUCUGUUCAGUAAAAAAUAGUCUAAUAUUUGGUAUUUUAUAUUCUACAAAUCUGUACCCGAGAGCCAGACUAGGUUAAGUCCAUUUUUGACAAAAAUGAGUUUAACAUGUUAAGCUUGCGAUAAUAUUGUGUUUUCAUUUGCUACAUGCAGCAUCCAUCUCUCUGUAAUAAUACUUCCCAUACAAUAUAAUGCAAGAAAAAUAUUUUUAAUACAUUUAUCUCAGAACUACCUAUUUGGAGCCUAGUCUGGCUACGAGGUACAGAAAUGAAUCCCAUGGUAACCUUUGCUUAGAAUUUUCCACAAUAUGUCACACAUCAAAGCAAGAACAACACUUGUCAGUAUGUUGUUUUGUAUAAUGGGAAAGUUUUGGUAUGUAAUUACAUUUUAACUAGGCC
Molecule: messenger RNA, 888 nt
Organism: Acanthoscelides obtectus
Lineage: Eukaryota; Metazoa; Arthropoda; Insecta; Coleoptera; Chrysomelidae
Source: the annotation of a GenBank genome assembly